Molecule: messenger RNA, 1852 nt
Organism: Paraphaeosphaeria sporulosa
Lineage: Eukaryota; Fungi; Ascomycota; Dothideomycetes; Pleosporales; Didymosphaeriaceae
Product: P-loop containing nucleoside triphosphate hydrolase protein
Exons: 8
Coding region: 1-1761 (586 amino acids)
Cellular component (GO): nucleus
Molecular function (GO): ATP binding; RNA helicase activity; RNA binding
Source: RefSeq, a predicted model, not a curated record
AUGUCCGACGUUGGUACCAACGGCGUCGCGGUCGUCGACGACGCCGCCGCCGCAGCGUCCAAGGCCGAUCAAAAGGCCGCGGAUCUGCAACGCGCCACUGAGGCCGGCUGGCAGAAGCCUAUUCCUUUCGAGUAUGAGGCUGCCCCAAGCGAGGCGGGCGCAGCCGACGAGCGCGAGGUGAAGUGGCUGUCGGACGCCGUGGUCUACGAGUGGGUCGACGAAUAUGGAGAAAUUGGCCCUCGCGAUGAGCAGCUCGAGAAGCAGCUCUACGAGGAUCCAGACAUCCAGCGCCGUGGUGGGGACGCUGGUAUGGCGGCUUACCAGGCUUUCGAGGUCCUGGUUCAAGGGAUGGACAAGAUCCAUCCUUUCCGCGAUUUCGACGAUGCGGGCCUGCACCCUGCCGUCCUAGAGAAUGUGAAGCGUUGCAAAUACGACUUUCCAACCCCUAUCCAGGCCUACUGCAUCCCCGCCGUCCUGACUGGCCAUGAUGUUAUUGGCAUCGCUCAGACUGGAAAGACUGCAGCAUUCCUCCUGCCCAUCCUCUCAAAGCUUAUGGGCAAGGCUCGUAUGCUGGCAGCACCGCGUGCAGUUGAAGGAGGCCCCCGCGUUCGCGCAGAGCCGCUUGUCCUCGUCGUAUGUCCGACCCGUGAGCUGGCCUGCCAGAUCUUCGACGAGGCGCGGCGCCUGUGCUACCGUACGAUGCUGCGCCCUUGUGUCGCAUACGGUGGGGCUCCUACGAAGAACCAACGUGAGCAGCUUGAGAAGGGUUGCGAUAUCCUUGUCGCUACUCCCGGUCGCCUCAUGGAUUUCAUGAAGAAUCCUAACCUACUGUCUCUGGCUCGCCUCAAGUUCACUGUCAUCGACGAAGCCGACGAGCUACUGUCCAGUGGCUGGGAGGAGACCAUCGACAGCCUUUUCGGUGCUGGCUCCGACACCAACGUCGACGCUGACCACACCUACCUUAUGUUCUCGGCCACCUUCUCGAAAGAGGCUCGCAAGCUAUGCCGGGAGUACAUGGAGGAGGAGUACGUCCGCAUCAAGGUCGGCCGUAUCGGCAGCACGCACAGCAACAUCAAGCAGUCAAUUGUCUUUGUGGAGGACAGCCAGAAGAAUCAGGCGCUCUUCGACCUGAUCUUCUCAGAUGGCCCUCAACGCACUCUAAUCUUCGUCAAUUCGAAGGCAAAGUGCGACAUGGUUGAUGACUUCCUCUACAACAAGGGUCUGCCAUCAACGUCCAUCCAUUCCGAUCGCACCCAGCGAGAGCGAGAAGACGCUUUGCGCUCCUUCCGCACUGGUAAAUGCCCGCUCAUGGUCGCUACUGGUGUCUCUGCUCGUGGCCUGGAUGUUGCUAACGUGAAGCAUGUCAUCAACUACGACCUGCCUUCUAUGGUGCACGACGGCAUUACUGAGUAUGUUCACCGCAUCGGCCGCACGGCGCGCAUCGGCAACGAAGGCAAGGCGACUUCAUUCUACAACGACCGCAACGAAGACCUGGCUCCGAAGCUUGUUAAGCUUUUACUUGAGGCAAAGCAGGAGGUGCCUGACUUCUUAGAUAUGCAUAAGCCUGAGGACCCCAACAACAUCGAGUGGAACGAUGGCACCGAUGAAGAGUCCGAGGCAGGCGACUUCGGCGGUGAUGCCGGUGCUGACGCUGCGUUCGACCUGAAUGCUGGCUUUGGCGGUGGCGACGUUGGCGAUUUUGGUGGAGGCGACGAUGAGUUCAAGGCUGAUGGACAAAACAGCAAGGUUGAUGCGUGGUAAGGGUUCGCUUUAGAGUGUCCCUUCCCGCAUAUUCCCUUCCUAUGAUCGCUAAGGUCGUAAGGUAGAAAAACUGCAGUUGUGAUGGCCGUGA